CGUCAAAAUCGAUAAUUAUCGAUUGUUCAUUUUUUUUCUCUCCUCUCUUUAAUUAGAAAUGUCAGUGAAAUCUUAUUAGAAUGAAAAAAAAUUAAAGAAUUAUUCACAAAAAUAUGUAAUAAAAAAAUAAUAUUUACAAAAUGAAUCGUCGGAUAAAUGUUGUAAUUCUCGUUAUGACAGCGUUGAAAAUUUUACAAAAAACUGAUAAACCUACAUUAAGAAAAAUAUUUGCUUUCAUUACAAAAUCUAGUCCUCAAAAAACAACGAAAAAAAUGAUAGUUGAUGCACUUAAAAGAUGUGUUGAAUUUGGAAUAAUGAAACAAAAACGUGGACAUUAUUUUUUAUCAUGUUUCGAGAAAGCACAAGAAUUGAAAAUUGAAGAUUUAAAAACAAAUUCUGAAAUACCACUUUCAUUAAAAGCAAAUGUUUUAAAAUUUAAAAUUCCCAAAAAUUCACAUUCAAAAUCUGAAUGUUGUAAUUUGAAAAAAAAUCUAUUUCAAAUUGAUAAUAAAGAAAAAUCUCAAUCAUUUUCAAAAUCAUAUUCACUUUGUGAUUUGUAUCAAAAUCCGGAUUAUAAAGACUCACAAUUUUCAUUAAUGUAUCCAAUUUCACGUGAAACAUCUUUAUGUAAUGCUAAAAAUUUACAAUUAUAAAUAAAUUUUUUUUGUAAUUAUUUUGUCUUCGAUUA
Leptopilina boulardi is the source of this 688-nucleotide messenger RNA. RefSeq lists its product as uncharacterized. NCBI's taxonomy places the organism in Eukaryota, Metazoa, Arthropoda, Insecta, Hymenoptera, Figitidae. The coding region runs from base 141 to 653 and encodes 170 amino acids. The transcript is spliced from 2 exons. The record is from RefSeq and is a predicted model, not a curated record.